Messenger RNA from Cheilinus undulatus (humphead wrasse), 1270 nucleotides. RefSeq names its product zona pellucida-like domain-containing protein 1. Lineage: Eukaryota; Metazoa; Chordata; Actinopteri; Labriformes; Labridae. The record is from RefSeq and is a predicted model, not a curated record. Gene Ontology annotation, cellular component: cell surface. The transcript is spliced from 11 exons. The coding region runs from base 86 to 1270 and encodes 394 amino acids.
GCCAUAUAUAAAACAGCCCACUCCUCUGUUACCCUAAAGCAGCAGAGAGACGGAGGAGUUCUUUCACAGAAGGCAGAGCAGUGAGAUGGCUUAUCUCAGCUUCCUCAUCCUGACCUCCCUGUGUAUUGCGGGCCGAGAGGCCCUCAGCCUAUCUGACUGCGGAGCGUUCGCCAGAAGACCUGAAUAUACUGAUAUCUCUGUGGUGUGUGGCACAUCUGCCAUCGACCUGGCCAUUCAGAUCUGCCCGGUUAUCUACACCGGCUACAACACGAGCUUACUGAUCCUCAACCGCAUCCGAGACAACACAGACUGUCAAGGGACACUGGACACAUCAGUGGUUCCUCCUGUGGUCAGAUUCAGCUUCCCCAUCAGGGAGGGAAACGCCUGUGGGAGUAACUUUUUGACCACAAGCGCACCAGGAACAGGGAUAUUCUCAGACUUCUCCAACAUCCAGACGGUGAAUGUCAGCGGUGUGAUCCGAUCAUUCGACCCCACCAUCGGCACGAUCACCUACAAUGCUGAGCUAAAGUAUUACUACUCCUGUGCUUAUCCACUGGAGUAUCUCAUUAACAACACCCAGGUGGAUGUGUCUUCCUCCUCCAUUGCUCUGAAGGACAACAAUGGUAGUUUCAUCAGCACCCUCAGCAUGACUCUCUACAAGGAUAUCAAUUACACCACACCCCUUGUCAUUCCACCUCUGGGUGUCGAACUGAGAACAAACAUCUACGUUCAGGUGGUGGCAUCCAACCUGACCUCCCAGUACUUUGUCCUUUUGGACCGGUGCUAUGCCUCAGUGAACGCUCAGCCCUCCAACUCCACCAUCUUCAACCUGUUUGUCUCGUGCUCCAUAGAUCAGCUCACCACCAUGCUGGAGAAUGGGGAUAGCCAAAAGGCGCGCUUCUACUUCCCGGCGUUCCGAUUCAUAGAGCAGCAGAACGAGACCAUCUCCACCUACUACCUGCACUGCAUUACCCGGCUCUGUGAGCGCAGCACCUGCAGCACUUUUAAGCAAUGCAACAGGAAGAAGAGGAGUGUGGAGACCACGGUGGUCCAGGAGAGCAUCACUGAGACUGCUGUGCUUACUGUACCUAUAAGGGCCAAGACAGAGAACCCCAUUCUCUCCAAAGAAGAGGCGCUGUCUGGUGGCCACUCUGAUGGCAGGCGGGCGUCUGUUGGCCUGGGGAUUGCUGUCGCUGUCCUCAUUGUGAUAGGGGUGUCAGCCAUUUUGAUGGCGGCGUCUUUUUAUAGAAAACUGAAGCGGCUAAGCUAG